AUGAGCCCCCAGCAGCAGCAGCAGCAGCAGCAGGGCUCCAAGCCCCGCGUCAUCCUGGGGACGAUGACGUUCGGCACGGGGGUUGGAGGCCGUAUCAGCGACCAGAAGGAGAUACAGCGCAUCCUCGAUCUCUAUGCGUCGCAUGGGCACAAGGAGCUUGAUACCGCGCGCAUGUAUUGCGGUGGAAACACGGAGGAAGUUCUUGGCGAAAUGAACGUGCAAAACUCCGCUCACAGCUUCAGCGUGGCUACAAAAGCGUACCCGACGAACGCUGGGGACCACGAGCCUUCCAAGCUCAAAGCCCAAUUCCGCGCAUCUCUCAAAGCGCUCAAGACGAAGAAAGUCGACAUCUUCUAUUUGCACGCGCCCGAUCACGCAACCCCGUUUGCCGACACACUCAAAGCCGUGCAGGAGCUUUAUGAGGAAGGCACGUUCGGCGAAUUGGCUUUGAGCAACUAUGCGGCGUGGGAGGUGAUGCAGAUUUGGUGGAUUUGCAAAUCGAAUGGAUACGUUCUGCCCACGCUUUACCAGGGCAUGUACAAUGCGCUUGUGAGGGAUUGCGAGAGGGAGCUCUUCCCGUGUUUGCGGGAGCUGGGUAUCCGAUUCUACGCGUACAACCCGCUCUGUGGAGGCCUGAUGUCCGGAAAGUACAAGUUUGAGACCAAUCCGGACGAAGGUCGAUUUGACCCCAACCACUCUCAGGGUGAGCGAUACAGGCAGCGGUACUGGAACAAGCUGUACUUUGAAGCCAUUGAAUCCCUCAAGGCCGUCUGCGAGCAAAACGGACUGACGACCGUCGAGGUUGCGCACAGAUGGCUGGCUCGUCACUCCAAGCUCGACUUCAACCUCGGGGACGGAAUCAUCAUCGGCGCCUCGUCGUAUGACCACGCUAAACAGAACCUCGAGGAUUGCGCAAAGGGGCCGUUGCCGGAAGCGGUUGUGAAGGCUUUUGACAAGGCGUGGGAGGAUACAAAGGUUAUCGCUCCCACCUACUUCCGUUGA
Messenger RNA from Fimicolochytrium jonesii, 1002 nucleotides. RefSeq names its product NADP-dependent oxidoreductase domain-containing protein. The transcript has 7 exons. Bases 1 to 1002 code for a protein of 333 amino acids. NCBI's taxonomy places the organism in Eukaryota, Fungi, Chytridiomycota, Chytridiomycetes, Spizellomycetales, Powellomycetaceae. The record is from RefSeq and is a predicted model, not a curated record.